AACCCCCUGAAUUGACCACCGUAGGCAUUCCUGAUGCCCACACUUUCUGCCCCGGAACCUUGGCACCCAGUGUUUCCUCUACAGACCUCGUAUUUUCAGGCCUCCUCUCUCCCUGCUGUGUCGCUGGAGCUCAGGACAGUGCCUAGUACAUACUUGGCAGGCUCUGUAAAUUUUGGACCCUAACUGUUGCUAGUGGUGGAAUUGUACCUUGUCACCCGGAACCCCAUGCAGCCAGAACCCAGGCCUAGCAGGGCGCCCCGCAGCAGCCAGUUCCUGCCCCUGUCGUCAAAGUGCCCCGAGGGGGCAGGGGAUGCAGUGAUGUAUGCCUCCACAGAGUGCAAGGCCGAGGUGACACCCUCCCAGGAUGGCAACCGCACCUUCAGCUACACGCUAGAGGACCACACUAAGCAGGCCUUUGGCAUCAUGAACGAGCUUCGGCUGAGUCAGCAGCUCUGUGAUGUGACCCUGCAGGUCAAAUACGAGGACAUCCCUGCUGCCAAAUUCAUGGCUCACAAAGUGGUGCUGGCCUCUUCCAGCCCGGUCUUUAAGGCCAUGUUCACCAAUGGGCUUCGGGAGCAGGGAAUGGAGGUGGUGUCCAUCGAAGGCAUCCACCCUAAGGUCAUGGAGAGGCUUAUUGAGUUUGCCUACACGGCCUCCAUCUCUGUGGGCGAGAAGUGUGUGCUGCACGUGAUGAAUGGGGCACUAAUGUAUCAGAUUGACAGCGUGGUCCGAGCCUGCAGCGACUUCCUCGUGCAACAGCUGGACCCCAGCAACGCCAUUGGCAUCGCCAACUUCGCUGAGCAGAUUGGCUGCACCGAACUUCACCAGCGUGCCAGGGAGUAUAUCUACAUGCACUUUGGGGAGGUGGCCAAGCAGGAGGAAUUCUUCAACCUGUCGCACUGCCAGUUGGCCACGCUCAUCAGCCGUGAUGAUCUGAACGUGCGCUGCGAGUCGGAAGUGUUCCACGCGUGCAUCGACUGGGUCAAGUACGACUGCCCACAGCGGCGCUUCUACGUGCAGGCACUGCUGCGGGCUGUGCGCUGCCACGCGCUCACGCCGCGCUUCCUGCAGACGCAACUGCAGAAGUGCGAGAUUCUGCAGGCCGAUGCACGCUGCAAGGACUACCUGGUGCAGAUCUUCCAGGAGCUCACGCUGCACAAGCCCACGCAGUCCGUGCCCUGCCGAGCGCCCAAGGUGGGCCGCCUCAUCUACACAGCGGGCGGCUACUUCCGACAGUCGCUCAGCUAUCUAGAGGCUUACAACCCUAGUGACGGCUCCUGGCUGCGCCUGGCCGACCUGCAGGUGCCACGCAGCGGACUGGCGGGCUGCGUGGUGGGCGGGUUGUUCUACGCUGUGGGUGGCCGCAACAAUUCGCCCGAUGGCAACACCGACUCCAACGCCCUGGACUGCUACAAUCCCAUGACCAACCAGUGGUCUCCCUGUGCCUCUAUGAGCGUGCCGCGGAACCGAAUCGGGGUAGGGGUCAUAGAUGGCCACAUCUACGCAGUCGGGGGUUCCCACGGCUGCAUCCAUCACAGCAGCGUGGAGAGAUAUGAGCCAGAUCGGGAUGAGUGGCACCUAGUGGCACCAAUGUUGACUCGGAGGAUUGGCGUGGGCGUGGCAGUACUGAACCGCUUGCUGUAUGCAGUGGGGGGCUUCGAUGGGACUAACCGACUUAACUCAGCAGAGUGUUACUAUCCAGAAAGGAAUGAGUGGCGGAUGAUUACGCCAAUGAAUACCAUCCGAAGUGGGGCUGGGGUCUGUGUGCUAUACAACUGUAUCUAUGCAGCAGGGGGCUACGAUGGGCAGGACCAGCUCAACAGUGUGGAGCGCUAUGACGUGGAGACAGAGGCCUGGACUUUUGUAGCCCCCAUGAAGCAUCGCCGGAGUGCACUUGGGAUUACUGUGCACCAGGGCAGGAUCUAUGUCCUUGGAGGCUAUGAUGGCCACACCUUUCUGGACAGUGUGGAAUGCUAUGACCCAGACACAGACACCUGGAGUGAGGUGACCUGUAUGACAUCUGGCCGUAGUGGAGUGGGUGUUGCUGUCACCAUGGAACCCUGUCGGAAGCAAAUUGAUCAACAGAAUUGUACCUGCUGAAUGAAGCACUUGGGUUUCCUGAAGCACUGACAAGUAAGAAAAAUGUCUAUCCAGACCACUGCUGUCUUUGUGCAAAAGGAAAGAGGAGAAAGAAGGAAAGGAAAGGAAAGGAAAAGAAAGGAGAAAAAAGAAAGAAGAAAUAAAGCAAGCAAGCAAACAAACAAACCCACCAACAGAAAUCACAGGGACAGAAGAGGCAGCAGAAGAAAGCAUCCUCUCCAGGAAGGGUGGCUGGGAUGCCUUGUAAAUGACAUUGUGGAAGACCAGAACUAAAACCCAUGUGCCCAUCUGUCAAAGCCCCUGGAGCAUCCAAGACAGCCUGCCUGGGCGGUAUGGGAGGGGCACCCUCACAAAUGAGAGGCCCGUCUACCCUCUGGCUGCAGAUGAGGCCACCAGCACCCACAUCCCCUUUCAAGUGGGGACAGGUAAAGCAGGGGUCACAGGUAUUUUCUUUGGUCUCUGCAACUUGGUGAUCGAUUCUAGGGGAAGAAGGGGCCACGUGAGGCCAAAGGGCUGAGGCUCCCUCAGGAGCUGUGAUCCCCAGGAACAAGCCUGCACAGAGAGCACUGGCCUCUAAGCCCUGGAUAGUUAUUUUGUUAAGCAACCCUUUAACUUUCCCAUGGAAAUUAAAAACACAUUAAGCAGUGUCUUGCACACAGGUCCUCAGAGAGCAUUUGGGAUCCCUCAGGGAUAGACAGCUCUUCUAUUGAAAUACACUCAGAUCUUGUUUGGGGCUGGUAUUUGAAACCUGUCUGUCUUCUCUGCUUACCAUUGUGCACUCUGCAGGCUCAUGGGCCACACAGUCGUCCUGUCAGUUUUAGGUGCAUUAGAAGCCAAUGACCUAAUUCCUGUGCCACUUUUCCUGGGGCCUCCUGUGUUUUCCUUGAUUUUGAGACAGGGUCUCAUGUAGCCCAGGAUGGCCUUCUGUUGAAACCCUGAAUUCCUGAUCCUCCCUCCUGCCUCAGCCUCCUGAGUGUAUAGCACCAACUGGUUCCUGCUUGUCCUUUUUGUACCCAAGCAGCAAAAUAAAGAUUUCUGGGACCUUGA
Molecule: messenger RNA, 3147 nt
Organism: Phodopus roborovskii (desert hamster)
Lineage: Eukaryota; Metazoa; Chordata; Mammalia; Rodentia; Cricetidae
Gene: Keap1
Product: kelch like ECH associated protein 1
Exons: 6
Coding region: 226-2100 (624 amino acids)
Molecular function (GO): transcription factor binding
Source: RefSeq, a predicted model, not a curated record